Piliocolobus tephrosceles (Ugandan red Colobus) is the source of this 336-nucleotide messenger RNA. RefSeq names its product TRPC5 opposite strand (gene TRPC5OS). The record is from RefSeq and is a predicted model, not a curated record. Lineage: Eukaryota; Metazoa; Chordata; Mammalia; Primates; Cercopithecidae. Bases 1 to 336 code for a protein of 111 amino acids. The transcript has a single exon.
AUGGAUUCUGUGUCAUUUCCUGUACUCAUUGAUGGACUUGUUGCUUGUGUAGCCCAGUUAAUAAGAAUAGCUGAUGAGCUUUUACAAUUCAUUAUACAAGUACAAGAAGUUCCUUAUGUAGAAGAAAAUGGUAGAGCAGAAGAGACUGAAGCAGAUGCACCUCUUCCUGAGGAGCCUUCACUACCAGAUCUCCCUGAUCUCUCAGACUUAGACUCAAUACUUACACCAAGAGAGGAUGAAGACCUAAUAUUUGAUAUAGAUCAGGCUAUGUUAGACAUGGAUAACUUAUAUGAAGACACAGUCUCUGGUAUAAAUGAUGACUUAACAAGUGACUAA